AUGGCGGCGGCCGCGGCGCUCCCGGGCGCGGGCGGGCCUCCCGCGGGCGGCGGGGCCGGGGGCGGCGGGGGCGCGGGCGGCGGGUCCCCGCCGGGCGGCUGGGCCGUGGCGCGCCUCGAGGGCCGCGAGUUCGAGUACCUGAUGAAGAAGCGCUCGGUGACCAUCGGGCGCAACUCGUCGCAGGGCUCGGUGGACGUGAGCAUGGGCCACUCGAGCUUCAUCUCGCGGCGCCACCUCGAGAUCUUCACGCCCCCGGGCGGCGGCGGCCAUGGCGGGGCGGCCCCGGAGCCGUCGGCGCAGCCGGGGCCCGACGCGGGCGGCGACUUCUACCUGCGCUGCCUCGGCAAGAACGGCGUGUUCGUGGACGGCGUGUUCCAGAGGCGCGGGGCGCCGCCGCUGCAGCUGCCGCGCGUGUGCACAUUCAGGUUCCCGAGCACAAACAUCAAGAUCACGUUCACUGCCCUGUCCAGUGAGAAGAGGGAGAAGCAGGAGGCUCCCGAAUCCCCGGUGAAGCCUGUGCAGGCCCACAUCUCGCCCCUGACCAUCAACAUUCCAGACACCAUGGCCCACCUCAUCAGUCCCCUUCCCUCCCCCACGGGAACCAUCAGUGCUGCAAACUCCUGCCCAUCCAGCCCCCGGGGAGCAGGGUCUUCGGGGUACAAAAUGGGCCGUGUGAUACCAGCUGACCUCAAUUUAAUGGCCGACAACUCGCAGCCAGAAAAUGAAAAGGAAGCUUCUGGUGGAGACAGCCCAAAGGAUGACUCAAAGCCUCCUUAUUCCUAUGCACAGUUAAUCGUACAGGCAAUUACGAUGGCUCCUGAUAAGCAGCUCACUUUAAAUGGAAUUUAUACUCACAUCACUAAAAACUAUCCGUACUACAGGACAGCGGACAAGGGCUGGCAGAAUUCAAUUCGCCACAAUCUCUCUCUGAAUCGUUAUUUCAUCAAAGUACCACGUUCCCAGGAAGAACCAGGCAAAGGCUCAUUCUGGAGGAUAGAUCCUGCCUCUGAAAGCAAAUUAAUAGAGCAGGCUUUUAGGAAAAGACGGCCUAGGGGCGUGCCUUGCUUUAGAACCCCUCUGGGACCGCUCUCGUCUAGAAGCGCCCCAGCCUCCCCCAAUCACGCUGGAGUACUGUCUGCUCACUCCAGUGGAGCCCAGACCCCCGAGAGCCUGUCGAGGGAAGGUUCACCGGCCCCCCUGGAGCCCGAGCCCAGCGCCCAACAGCCCAAGCUGGCCGUCAUCCAGGAGGCCCGCUUUGCCCAGAGUGCACCAGGCUCGCCUCUGUCUAGUCAGCCCGUUUUAAUUGCUGUGCAGCGGCAGCUGCCGCCGACGAUCAAGCCUGUCACUUACACGGUUGCUGCUCCUGUGACCACCUCGACUUCCCAGCAGCCUGUCGUGCAGACGGUGCACGUCGUCCACCAGAUCCCCACAGUGUCCGUCACCAGCGUGGCCGGCCUGGCCCCCGCGAGCACGUACACGGUCGCCGGCCAGGCUGUGGUCACUCAGGCAGCGGUGCUGGCCCCUCCAAAGGCAGAGCCGCAGGAGAAUGGAGAUCACAAAGAAGUGAAAGUGAAAGUGGAACCGGUUCCUGCGAUCAGCCAUGCCACGCUGGGCGCUGCCAGCCGGAUUAUUCAGACGCCACAGAGCACCCCUGUGCAGACGGUCACCAUAGUGCAACAGGCACCUCUGGGUCAGCACCAGCUACCAAUAAAAACUGUAACGCAAAACGGGACUCACGUGGUGCCAAUCCCUGCUGCUGUCCACGGCCAGGUGAACAAUGCAGUGGCGAGUCCUCUGCACAUGUUGGCGACACAUGCAUCGGCGUCGGCCUCCCUGCCCACAAAGCGCCAGAAUGGCGACCCGACGGAGCAGCCGGAGCUGAAGCGGGUCAAGACGGAAGACGGCGAGAGCAUCGUCAUCGCCCUGAGUGUGGACACACCGCCGGCAGCCGGCAGAGAGAAAGGUGUCCAAAACUAGCAACUGGGACAGCUUUUCAUACUUUAAUAUCUACUCUGUGGUGCCAAAAGGAGACACUGCCUCUCACCGACACUCGGAGCGUGUCGUCUCGGUGGGUAGAGGGCCCUGCGGUUGGACUUCACCUCAGCACUGAAAACACAAAACCCAGGUGGCCUUAAAACUCCUUAAAGACAGAAGUCACACCUGAACAAAACCACAUGCAACAAAACCUGGUCCGGCAGUGUCUCCCCACCCCGAGCUCAGCUUGUCCCUCUGGAGUGGAGCUGCUGGGACAGGGCGGGGACCGUCCUGACGCCCCCCAGGAGCCUUGGAGCUGGCACUGGUAGAUGAGACAGUCUUUUGUUGUUCACAUGUGGAAUUAGAGUAUUUUGAGGUGUACUUUCUUUACGAAAUAACGGGGUCUUUGACAUUUCAGAUCGCUCCAUUUCUACUCUGGAAAAUUUGAAAUCACACAGGACCUUUCGUGUUGAUUUCAUUUGGGGAAAAGAAACAAUGUAGUUUUGUUUUUGUUGUUUGUUUUUGGCCUAUGGAAUGAUUUCCUUUUGUCUGUCCUGUUAACGUUCAGAUGGAGCUACUUGAUGACACCUGCAGGUUUUCCGUGUUAGAGCAGGUGCCGCACGCAUCUGGGACGGACGGACAGAUGGACGCCCUCGCUGGGCCGCAUGUUCACCAUGACUGAACUGCUGGACUCUUGGAGCUGCACUUACCCGGGUCUCUUUCCUGCUACUUUUUGUUGUUUGUUCCUUUGUGUUGACUUUGUCCCUGGCAUAAUUUUCCACUCUAAGUAAAACAAGCCUCCUAAGUGUUGUGUGUGUUUAAAAUGACAGAACUGUUCCUACUUCAUUUGGAAAAAAGAUUCAGUCUUAUACCACACACCCUUUUCAGACGAGUGUCACAGGUCUCUCCGUGGCGUGUUCGCUAGUCACUGUCACCGGUUGUAGGCGCAGAGCCGUCGUCCGACCAGCUGCCCACCUGAUGACGAUGCGGUCUGUCUGGCUCAUGGGAGCAGGUGCUGGGUGGAGUCGAAGCUGCAUGUUAACACAAGGGUCCUUCUCUGGUUUGUGACAGGAAAUCCCCCUCAGCCUCUCAGAACUGCAGUCCUAAAGCUGACUUCUCUCCUACAAAAAAGCAAAAGUGAGAUGAAAGGAAACAAAGGUGAGACAGCAGUAGAGGCCCCGCCCGGCCUCAGUCAUGCUGCCCCAGAAGAAAACCGCUGGCCUUUCCAGAGUGUUCCGGGGGGUUAGGGCUGAGCAUCUGUGCAAAUAGAAGAGGGCUUUGGCCUUAUUGUGAACUUUUAAAUGUCAUCAUCAUCAUGUUAUUUAUUUAAAUGUAGUUAUUUUGGUAUUUAAUUUUUUUUAAAGAGAGGAGAAAAAAAACCCUGUAUUUUCCUGGUGGAAUGAAACGGCUCAGAAUGGUAUAUUUAGGCAAUUUUAAAACAUUUAUUAUUUACCUACAGACCAAAUAUGAUAAAUCUGUUCUAAGUAUUGUGUGUCAACCCACAGUAUGGAGCUGUCACAAUGUUAUUGCAGAUAACGCGUAUUAAAAAUUAUGAAAUCACUGCACACUAGCUGGAUUUAUAACUCAGCCAUUUAAAAAAAUAAAAACAAAACCAUCAUGUGAAUGAUA
Messenger RNA from Nyctereutes procyonoides (raccoon dog), 3603 nucleotides. It is a transcript of the gene FOXK2, whose product is annotated as forkhead box K2. Gene Ontology annotation, biological process: regulation of transcription by RNA polymerase II. The record is from RefSeq and is a predicted model, not a curated record. The coding region runs from base 1 to 1977 and encodes 658 amino acids. Gene Ontology annotation, molecular function: protein binding; RNA polymerase II cis-regulatory region sequence-specific DNA binding; DNA-binding transcription factor activity, RNA polymerase II-specific. The transcript has 9 exons. NCBI's taxonomy places the organism in Eukaryota, Metazoa, Chordata, Mammalia, Carnivora, Canidae.